Myodes glareolus (Bank vole) is the source of this 3147-nucleotide messenger RNA. The record is from RefSeq and is a predicted model, not a curated record. Lineage: Eukaryota; Metazoa; Chordata; Mammalia; Rodentia; Cricetidae.
UCUAUAAGAGUCGAGAAAUCACCAUUUGAAAGCAACUCUGAACUUAACCAAGAUGUCUAUGAAAAUUACAGCAGCCCUGCUCCUGCUACAGCUAAGUAGCUUCUUUGGAUCUGGGAGUGCUGGGAAGGUGCUGGUGUGGCCAAUGGAAUUCAGCCAUUGGCUCAACCUAAAGAUAAUCCUAGAAGAGCUUGUGAAGAAGGGCCAUGAAGUGACUGUUCUGAGACCUUCAGUUUACUUUUCUUAUGACGUUGACAACACAUCUGCUAUUGAAUUUGAAACAUAUCCUGCAUCAUUUUCCAGGACUGACAUAGAGGAAUUUUUCAUAGAAUCCUUCAAUAAACACAUUUAUGCGCUGCCAAAGCAAUCAUUUUGGGGAUACUUUGUAAUGUUGCAAGAACUGUUUUUGUUCGAGUCCGAAUUUUCUGAGCGUGUCUGCAAAGAUGCAGUUUUAAACAAGGAACUUAUUAAAAAACUACAUAAUUCAAGCUUUGAUGUCCUAGUAGCAGAUCCAUUCUUACCGUGUGGCGACCUGCUGGCUGAGAUUCUCAAGAUACCUCUGGUGUACAGUCUCCGAUUCUUUCCUGGCUUCAAGUACGAAAAGUACAGUGGAGGACUGCCACUACCUGCUUCCUAUGUGCCUGUUGCUUUGUCAGAAUUGAGUGAUCGAAUGACAUUCAUGGAGAGGGUACAAAAUCUAAUCUAUGUGCUUUCUUUUGACUUUUGGUUACAAAUAUUUAACGAGAAGAGGUGGAAUCAGUUUUACAGUGAAGUCUUGGGAAGACCCACGACCCUCUCUGAGAUCAUGAGGAAGACAGAUAUAUGGCUCAUUCGAACCUAUUGGGAUUUGGAAUUUCCUCACCCUGUCUUACCAAACUUUGAAUACAUUGGAGGACUCCACUGCAAACCUGCCAAGCCUCUGCCAAAGGAAAUAGAAGACUUUGUCCAGUCUUCUGGAGAACAUGGUGUUGUGGUAUUUUCCCUGAGGUCCAUGGUGAGUAACCUAACAGAAGAAAGGACCAAUGUGAUUGCUGCAGGCCUUGCACAGAUUCCACAGAAGGUUCUUUGGCGAUUUGUAGGCAAGAAGCCAGACACCUUGGGCUCCAACACACGGUUGUACAAAUGGAUCCCCCAAAAUGACCUUCUCGGUCAUCCUAAAACCAGAGCUUUUAUAACUCAUGGUGGCACCAACGGCAUCUACGAGGCCAUCUACCACGGGAUCCCUGUGGUGGGCAUUCCUUUGUUUGGAGACCAAUUUGACAAUAUUGUUCACAUGAAGAUCAAAGGAGCAGGGGUUCGACUGGACUUUCACACAAUGUCCAGCACAGAUUUGCUCCACGCAGUGAAGACAGUCACUAAUGACCCUUCCUUUAAGGAGAACGCCAUGCGGCUAUCAAGAAUCCACCACGACCAGCCAGUGAAGCCCCUGGACAGAGCCGUCUUCUGGAUUGAGUACGUCAUGCGCCACAAAGGGGCCAAGCACCUUCGUGUGGCAGCCCAUGACAUUACCUGGUUCCAGUACCACUCUCUGGACAUGCUUGGAUUCCUGCUUGCCUGUAUGGUGACUGGGAUGUUCAUCAUCACAAAGUGUUGCCUGUUUUGCUGCCAGAGAUUUGCAAAAUCUGGAAAGAAAAAGAAAAGGGAGUAGCUGAAGUGGGGAGGACUGACACACGGACCUCCUCCAGUGCAUCACAGCAAGGGAGGCUGUGAGGGGAGCUCCUUCAUCCUGUGACAAGGUCACUUCUCUCUCUUAGGCUCAUCAAUUCAGAACAUUAUUUACAAAGUUUUAAGGAUUGACCAUAUGCUAGAAAUAUUUUUGGUCACAGUGCAAGAAACUAGGAAAAAGUAACAGUCAAUCUAUAUUACUGCCUUUAAAAAGAUACUUCUGUGGUGCUGAAGAGAUAAGAACAUCUCCAUGCUUAUGAGCACUUUUUGUUCUUGGAGAAUAUCUGAGUUUUACCUCCAACACCGACAGACUGCUAACAGUCAUGAGUAACUCCAAAGUAUCUCAUGCCCUCUUCUGACUCCCUCAGACACUACAUGCACACAUACAUGCCGGCAAACACAUUCAUGCACAUAAAUAAAAAUAAAUCUUUAAAAAAUGGCUGUAAGUUAUAUGUUCUCCCCCAUUAUUUUCCAGGCUUAAUUCCAGAUCAUAAGUAAAUGAUGGCCAUAGGUCCUUCAAAAAUCCACACAUAAUGUCUAUAUUGUUUUGACAAUACUCCACAUAUGUUAGCUUCACAGUUGCAGAACUGUGUAGUUUUGUGGGGUUUUUUGUUUUGUUUUACUUUUCCCAAACAAGAUGUCCAAAGACUUACACUUUGUGGUGGCUCGAAUGAAAUGACCCCAAUUUGCUCCUAGGGACUGGUAUUAUUUGAAAGGUUUAGAAUUUGUGUCUUUGUUAGAGUCGGUAUGGAUUUGUUGCAGGAAAUGUGUCACUGAGGGUGAGCUUCGAGAUUUCAGAAACUCAAGUCAAGUCUGGUGCCGCACUUGUUCUUCCUCCUGCCUAACAAUCCAGAUGUAGAACUCUCAGCUCCUACUCCAGCACCUCAUCUGCUUAAGCACCACCGUGCUUCCCACCAUGACUAUACCCCCGAUAACACAAGGGCUGCUUCUCCCAGGGUAACAAGUACCCUGAAAGUGGACCCACACCUCUACUACUGUUCCUAGGUCCAACACCCCUGUCUCAUCCCUGGCUCUGUAUCAGGAAACCUGCUGUGGUCUCCCUUUCCUCUCUGACCUCAUCUCCAAGGAAUCACAAAAACCUUCUUCAACCUUCCUACCCCCAACUCAUCCCCGUACCUCAGCCUCCAACACCAGAAACCAUUCUCUGUGACCAGAUCAGCUUAGAAGACCAGGAAGACAGGCAACACACAAUCAUUCCACUCUCCAAAUUUCAGAGAAGAGACAGACACCAAGGAGCAAACCCUUCCCCAAACAGAGACAAAUCCAGAAAUCAGCACAUAGACCUGUAAUCAUCCAAAACCCAUGAGCUUAGCAGCCAACAUAAAAACACAAUCAAUAGCAGCCUAAACAAUAUGUCCCAACUAGAGCCCGGCUAUCAUCCCGUAUCAGGUCAUGAAUAUUCCAACAUAGCUGAAGCACAGGAAAAGGAUCUUAAAACCAACAAAAUGAAGAUAAUAGAUGUCC